GGCGCAGGCGCAGUUUCACCGCGGGCCGGCCUGGCUGUCAGUAGCGUUGCUUCAUCAGAAGCUUUUUCUGCCUGUGUUGAUUGUACCGGGAGCUGAAACCUCUCUGCCUUCUCUUUGAGUUCAGAUGGCGCUGCCUUCUUUCCUUGGAAUUGAGAUCUCACUGGGUUAAAACUGAGCUCUCCCUGCCUUCCUCCCUCUGAGCUAAAUUCUCUGCCUUCUCUUGGACCAUCGAUCUCUGCCUUCUGGAUCCCAGCUCCGUGGGUGCAGGUCCCAGGUCAGCUUCCUGCCCUGGAAGAACAGGGAAAGACUCUGCCCCUGUGGGAUCCUUCAGCCUCCCCAUCUCAGCCUGCAGAGGACCAAGGCCUGGCCCAAGCAAGGAGCCUGGAGCCAGAGGGAAUGGCCCCUGGCAGCUGCAGACCCCUAGCCCAGGAGUUGGUGACAUUCAAGGAUGUGGCUGUGGACUUUAACCCAGAGGAGUGGGGCCUCUUGGACCAUCCUCAGAAGGAAUUGUACAAGGAGGUCAUGCUGGAGAAUGCCCAGAACCUGCUCUUUGUGGGGUUGCCAGUUCCCAGAAAAUAUCUGAUGUCUUAUUGGGUGGAAAGGGAAGCCCCAUGGCUACUGGAGCAAGAAGACCUGAGGAGCUGCUGUCCAGAAGGAAAGAUUAGACCUGAAAUGAAAGAGACUACUGCAAAGUUAAACAUUUCUGUGGAAAAAACCCACAAGCUAAGAUUCAUGAGUGAUGGUCCUUGUCAUAUCACUGGGAGACAAAUCUGUGCUGGACUUCACAGAAUCCACACAGGAGAGAAGCCUUAUGAUUGUCAUCAUUGUGGGAAAGACUUCAGUCAAUGGUCAUCCCUUAUUUACCAUCAAAAAAUUCAGACGGGAGAGAAACUACAUGAGUGUUAUAAAAGUGAUAAAGGUUUUAGUCAACUCUCAUCCUUCCUUAUACGUCAGAAAAUUCAAAAUUAUAAGAAACCCUAUGAAUGCAAUCAGUGUGGAAAGGCUUUCAGAUAUAAAAGCCAUUUUGCUAAACAUCAGAGAGUCCACACUGGAGAGAAGCCUUAUGAAUGUAAUCAGUGUGGAAAGGCUUUCCAAAAGAAGGACCAUUUUGCUACACAUCUGAGAAGGCACACUGCAGAGAUACCUUAUGACUGUAAUCAAUGUGGAAAGGCUUUUAAAUAUACCUCUAGUCUUGCUCAACAUCAGAGAAGCCACACUGGAGAGAAACCUUAUGAAUGUGAUCAAUGUGGAAAGGCUUUCACACAGAGGGCCACUCUGGCUGAACAUUAUAGAAGCCACACUAGAGAGAAACCUUAUGAAUGUAAUCAAUGUGGAAAGACUUUCAAAUCCAGCUUCAAUCUUGCUGUACAUCAGAGAAUCCACACUGGAGAGAAACCUUAUGAAUGUAAUCAGUGUGGAAAGGCUUUUAGAUGUUCCUCUGGUCUUGCUCAUCAUCAGAGAAGCCACACUGGAGAGAAACCUUAUAAAUGUAAUCAAUGUGGAAAGGCUUUUAGAUAUACUUCUGGUCUUGCUCAACAUAGGAGAAACCACACUGGAGAGAAACCUUAUAAAUGUAAUCAAUGUGGAAAGGCUUUCAAAUCCAGUUCCACUCUUGGUGUACAUCUGAGAAUCCACACUGGAGAGAAACCUUAUGAAUGUAAUCAGUGUGGAAAGGCUUUCCAACGGAGCACCCAUUAUUCUACACAUCUGAGAAGCCACACUGCAGAGAAACCUUAUGAAUGUGAUCAGUGUGGAAAGGUUUUUAAAUAUAGCUCUAGUCUUGCUCAACAUAAGAGAAUACACACUGGAGAGAAACCUUAUGAAUGUAAUCAAUGUGGAAAGGCUUUCCAACAGAGGGCACAUUUUGCUGUACAUCUGAGAAGCCACACUGCAGAGAAACCUUUUAAAUGUAAUCAGUGUGCAAAGGCUUUCAAAUCCCGCUUCAGUCUUGGUGUACAUCUGAAAAGCCACACUGGAGAGAAACAUCAUGAAUGUGAUCAAUGUGGAAAGGCUUUCACAUCCAGGCCCAGUCUUGCUGUUCAUCUGAGAAGCCACAAUGGAGAGAAACCUUAUGAAUGUAAUCAAUGCAGAAAGGCUUUCACAUCCAGCUCCAGUCUUGUUGUACAUCUGAGAGUUCACACAGGAGAGAAACCUUUUGAAUGUGGUCAGUGUGGAAAGGCUUUCAAAUCCAGCUGCAAUCUUGCUGUUCAUCAGAGAAUCCACACUGGAGAGAAACCUUAUGAAUGUGAUCAGUGUGGAAAAGCUUUCACACAGCAGUCCAGUUUUGCUCAACAUCAGAAAGUCCACAAUGGAGAGAAACCUUUUGAGUGUGGUCAGUGUGGAAAGGCUUUCAGAUCCAGGUCUAGUCUUGUUGUACAUCUGAGAAGCCACACUGGAGAGAAACCUUAUGAAUGUGAUCAGUGUGGAAAGGCUUUCACACAGAAGUCCAAUUUUGAUAAACAUCAGAGGAUCCACAAUGGAGAGAAACUUUAUGAAUGUCAUCAAUGUGGAAAGGCUUUUAGAUGUACCUCUGAUCUUACUCGACAUCAGAGAAGCCACACUGGAGAGAUAUCUUAUUAGUGUACUUAACAUGUAAAAGCUUUCAAAUCCAGCUACAGUUUUGCUGUACAUCUGAGAAUCCACACUGGACAGAAACCUUACGAGUAUGAUAAAUGUGGAAAUGCUUUUGCACAGAGGUCCACUCUAGGUGGGCAUCAGAAACGCCACACUGGAGAGAAACCUUAUGAACGUAACCAAAGGAAUGAAAAAAUGGAAGACAAUGUGAA
This is a messenger RNA of Trichosurus vulpecula (common brushtail), 2786 nucleotides long. RefSeq names its product zinc finger protein 883-like. Gene Ontology annotation, molecular function: DNA-binding transcription activator activity, RNA polymerase II-specific; RNA polymerase II cis-regulatory region sequence-specific DNA binding. NCBI's taxonomy places the organism in Eukaryota, Metazoa, Chordata, Mammalia, Diprotodontia, Phalangeridae. Gene Ontology annotation, cellular component: nucleus. The transcript has 6 exons. Gene Ontology annotation, biological process: regulation of transcription by RNA polymerase II. The record is from RefSeq and is a predicted model, not a curated record. Bases 397 to 2580 code for a protein of 727 amino acids.